Molecule: messenger RNA, 934 nt
Organism: Impatiens glandulifera
Lineage: Eukaryota; Viridiplantae; Streptophyta; Magnoliopsida; Ericales; Balsaminaceae
Exons: 4
Coding region: 40-690 (216 amino acids)
Source: RefSeq, a predicted model, not a curated record
AGAGAGAACUUAAGCACAACCACUGAUCAUACUUAUUCCAUGUCAAUUUCUAUCUUAAUAAUUUUGGCCUAUUUCAGCUGGGUCGUCGCCGGCCAAGCCCCAAUUCCGGCUAAGUAUGACGGUUUCCUAUACAAGAAUCAGGCAGCCACCACCGAUUCGAUCAUAAUCGAGGCAUUCUUCGACCCGGUUUGCCCUGAUAGCAGAGACGCUUGGCCUCCUCUCAAACAAGCAAUUGAAUAUUAUGGUUCUCAUGUCUCACUAAUCGUUCAUCCCUUCCCUUUGCCUUACCAUGACAAUGCUUUCGUGACUUCUCGUGCUUUGCAUAUCGUGAACAAAUUGAAGCCCAUUUCCACUUACGACCUAAUGGAAUUGUUCUUUAAGAAUCAGGAAGAGCUUUACAAUAAACCAACCUUCAAUAAGUCGCGAUCAUCUGUUGUGAAGCACGUAGCAAAGUUUGCUGUUAAAGCAACUGGUAGUUCAUACAGCAGUGAUAUUGAAUCCGGAUUUACAGACCGGAAAACCGAUCUCCUGACAAGGGUUUCAUUCAAGUAUGGUUGUUCUAGAGGAGUGUAUGGAACGCCAUUCUUCUUUGUGAAUGGAUUUGCAUUGGCAGAUGGAGGGUCAUCUAUAGACUAUAAGAAAUGGAGAAACAUACUCGAUCCGAUUAUCAAAGAGUCGUCUUUUCGUUGAGAAAAAGCUUCAAAGUUGUCUAAUUAAUAGAUAAAAAUAAUAAAGGCUCAAACUAAAGGUAUGUGUGUUGGUCAUCUUGUUGUGGCCCAUUAAAAAUACUAUCAUUGAAGUCACCCAAACACUUUGGUUGAUCUAAUAUAAAUGUAACAUUGCAUAAUUUGAACGAGUUCUCAAAGUUUUAUUUUAUUUUAUCUCCAUUUUCCAUUGCUACACAGUUUUCAACUUAUAUUGAUUUCUUUGUUUA